Molecule: messenger RNA, 3508 nt
Organism: Salvelinus sp. IW2-2015
Lineage: Eukaryota; Metazoa; Chordata; Actinopteri; Salmoniformes; Salmonidae
Product: LIM/homeobox protein Lhx6
Exons: 8
Coding region: 848-1837 (329 amino acids)
Biological process (GO): regulation of transcription by RNA polymerase II; forebrain neuron development; neuron differentiation
Cellular component (GO): nucleus
Molecular function (GO): DNA-binding transcription factor activity, RNA polymerase II-specific; RNA polymerase II transcription regulatory region sequence-specific DNA binding
Source: RefSeq, a predicted model, not a curated record
UAUACUUUGAAAAUGUGCCUAUGCUCUAUAGGCUAUCGACUCAUUACAAGUGAAUACUUAUUUGCUUGCGCUGCUCUCUGAAAUAUCCUAGCGGAUUGGCUUUUUGUUUUCCACGCUCCAGCCUAUGUUUAAUGACAAUUAUAUAGAUAUUUCACAUUUGUGCUAGCGUAAUUUCGUUUAAACGAAGGCCAAAAUGGAUUCUGAAUCCCACCCAAACCCAGAUUUUUGGCACUCUUGAAUACCGUUAUAAUCACCAAGAGAGCUUCAAGUGGCCUAUCAUAAGCGAAGCCGAGACAAUCACGCUCCUUUAUGUUGCAAGUUAUGUACAUUGUCUCCUAUGAAUAGUGCGACGUUCAAGAGCCUCUUCACAUCCUAGUCUUGUGUACAGAAAUUCGAUUUUCGAUUACGGCUAUUAAAAUUAAAAUAUGCAAUUCUUCUGGUGGCGCGAUGCCUUCUCUGAUUGACAGUUGAAAUUGACACCCUGGCUGCCUCUAAUCUCGAGCAUUUGAAGCCAUCACUAAUUGCAGGUAGUCCAUCUUUUCAGUGUUUUCGAUUGCAUGGGAACUAUUAGGCUAUGCGAUUAUUUUAGGAGGUAGUUUACGGGUUGUACAUAAAGGGGAAAAUAAAUCCUAAUUCUAAUUGCUUCAUCAAAAUUAUCUUUUGUUGCCAGGAUUUAAAUGCCUGAGAAAGUAUUAUUCAUUGUUUUGCACCGGAUAUAGCUUGAGGUAUGGGCUGGUAGGGAUGCAUAGCCGAAAGCGCAAAGCAGAGCAGGGCGCAGAGCAGACUUCAGUCGCAGCUCCAGGCUUCAUCUACACGGCUGUUUUUCCACAAACAGAAUAGCUUCAUAAUGUCUCACUCCGACGGGGAGCUUCACGAGGAUGUGAAAGUAGAGGCUCCUUUCCUGCCCAGUCCUCCGGUAACACCGUCUAUGUGCUCGCCUCCGACCCUGGCCUCCCCGACGCCGGUUCGUUCCACCGGGAAAAACCAGUGUGCCAGCUGCGGCACAGAGAUCCAAGACAGAUACCUACUGAAGGUGAAUAAUUUGAAUUGGCACGUGGGAUGUCUGGAGUGUUCAGUCUGCAGAGUAUCAUUACGUCAGCACAAUAGCUGCUACAUCAAAAACAAAGAAAUCUUUUGCAAAUUGGAUUAUUUCAGUAGGUUUGGCACCAAGUGUAGCCAGUGCGGGCGCCAGGUGUAUGCCACUGACUGGGUACGGCGGGCACGGGGCAGUGUGUACCACCUGGCCUGCUUCGCCUGCUACUCCUGUAAGAGGCAGCUGUCCACGGGGGAGGAGUUUGGUCUGGUGGAGGGCAGGGUGUUGUGUCGGGCCCACUACGACACCAUGGUGGAGAACCUCCAGAGAGCGGCGGAGAACGGGACAGGUCUCACUUUAGAGGGAGCCUUGCCCUCUGAUCAGGAUGGCCAACCCAAACCAGCCAAGAGAGCACGCACUUCCUUCAGCGCUGAGCAGCUACAGGUGAUGCAGUCUCAGUUUUACCAAGACAACAACCCUGAUACCCAGACCUUACAGAAGCUGGCAGACAUGACAGGACUGAGCAGACGGGUCAUACAAGUUUGGUUUCAAAACUGCAGAGCAAGRCAUAAAAAGCAYCCUCCCCCCCAGCACAACGGUCACCUCCAGGGCGCCCCUUACCCCCACUCUAGAUUGCCCCCCUCACUGCCAGAGAACCUCUACUCCCCCUUCAGCAGUCCUGACAGACCACACCUGCUGGCUCUGCAUGGAUACAUAGACAGUCAUCCCUUCUCGAUGCUGUCCUCCCCUAACCACCUCAUCCACCCAGGCAUGACCUUACCACAGUUGCCCAUCAGCCACUAAGUAAUACCCCUGAGACCACCUCCUCCACAAGCCGUCUCUCUCGCGGACCUUUCCAUCCCAAAACUUUGAGAACAGUUCAACAUUUGUCUCUUCCAUUUUACUAUACAAGAGGACUUUUACUGUCUCCAUAGUAUGCCAAGGUGGAGAUAUCACAUAUUCAAAUGGAUGGACGGUUUUAUAAAGGCAGCCAGACUUUAGAUUGUCGUUGGAAAAACAUCCCAGUUCAAUACAAAUGUGGUAAUCAUCAGGACCAGAUUACACCACCCAUUCCUUGACAGGGAAUGAGUUGGAUCUCCAGGACCAGAUUACACCACCCAUUCCUUGACAGGGAAUGAGUUGGAUCUCCAGGACCAGAUUACACCACCCAUUCCUUGACAGGGAAUGAGUUGGAUCUCCAGGACCAGGGUUGGGAACAGGAAGACUCUUCCAACAGAACAUCUCAAUUCACUCACUGCGGAUUCAGAUUUUUCAUUGUCUUAUUCAUCAACUUUUAGUACUGAAGGUAUUUUAUGUUUCAAUUCCAUUCGUUUUAAAUAUGACUUUUUUUCUGUUACUCCGUCUGCUUGUUUUCCUGUAUAAAACCCUCCCAUGCAUGGACUACAUAUUCCUGUGUAAGGUGAGGAUGACGACUCUUCUGAUCUUGUGUGUUUAGAGAGAGGCGGUCUUGUGUGUUGUAUUUACUUAUUUCGCUCGUGAAAUGGAAGCUUGUGUCCAUUUAUUUAUUUAAAAAAAAGAUACUUCACCUAGAAGCACUUUUAAAAAUGCUUUCAAAUUAAGGGAAAUCAUUUAUUGUAAAUUGUACAUAUUUUACUGAUGUAAUAAAAUGUGCCUAAAAGAGUGUUGGAAAAAUAGAUCUGUUGAAAAAUAGAUAAUUUCACGUAAAUUCACAUAGAAAUAAAAAACUUUGGUUUUUCAGCAAGACAUGAAGGAUUUAAGUGCCAUAAUCUUACGUUAAGGAUUUAAGUCCCAUCAUCUUGUGUAAUAGGGAGAAUGCUGUGCUGAAGAUAAAAUACACAUUUUAACUUAUUAUUUCACAAAUGCGCAUGCACACAUCCACCCACCCACUCACCCCGCUGAUAGAAGCACCUUACACUCAUUGAACAACAUUAAAUCCAUCAGGCCACCCGGUAAAGGCCAAGUAUCCUUUAUAACCUGUAUUUAACAGCAAUAUUCAUAGGUAUGUAAUGAUCAAGCUACAGGUUGAGGGUCCCCAAUUUAGUCCCUAUGUGUUUAACGUCCGCAACAAUCAAUCCGAUGGCAAGAACCAUUCAAAGCGUUUAACUCUGUGGAUAGUAUUGAUCUAGCACUCUGUUUAAUUCCAUAUGUCCAUUUAACUGUGUUAAUCUGAAAUUGUUGUAUUGAUUGGCAGCACUCAAGCUGCAUUUGUGGCGAAAAAACUGAAUAAUGAACUCAGGAAAAUAUAGUCUUGACCGUUUCCUUUGUUAGCGACCCCAGUCAGUUAUCUGUUUUAACACUUUGCCUGGAUCAAUUCCCAUUUUAAUGCUCUCUUCAAGUAGGUCGACGGUCUGUCUUCCCUGAUAUUUUAGAAUUUGACAAAAUGAGAGAAGAAUUCAGCUCAACCCACCUUGAUAAAAAGCAGUACAAUGCUUCAACAUGUUUUACUACCUGUUAUUCUUUGCCUUAUAAAAUUGAAGUGAAACACGGAAUAUA